GAACGUCACAUCUGACAGAGACUCAACAACAGAGCCCCCGAGGAAGACACCGGGCAUCGAACCCUCCUGCAGCCCUCCACCGGCGCCUCUCUUCCUCUUCUUCUCAUCCUUUUCUCCUCUUUUCUUCUGGUUUUCUUCACUUCUUCCCUGACCUCUUCAGACACUGUUGCUUCUACUUUUAGCCCGAGUACGAGCCGCGGUUAGCUUCUCUGUCCGUGUUUGGAGUCACAGAACUUGGCUGUCACACCGUGGAAGUGCCACUAAAGACAGAGCCGGGACACUGGGGGACGAUGGGGGACAUAAACCCGUCCACGUCUCACACGUUUCAGCCCGAGGGCUUCAGUCCGCAGUAUCGCAGGAGAAGGACUGUGGAAGACUUUAAUAAAUUCUGUACUUUUGUUUUGGCCUACGCCGGCUACAUCCCGUAUCCGCAGGAGGACUCAACCGUGCGCAGCAGCUCCAGUCCUCCCAACAGCACAGGCAGCACAGCGGACAGUGACGGCUGGACCCCAGGACCCUCCACCCCCUGUGUCCCACGAUCCAACACACAGGACCGCAACAGGAAGAGGCCACAACCAGGAGGCACUCUGCCUGCACAUGCUAAAAAAGAGCUCACCGUCGGCUCGUUUCACACAGACGAGCGUCGAAAAGUGGAAAAACUGAAGAAGAAGAAGAGACGAAAGGAGCUCUUACCUGGAGAUGCUCACUCACCUGAGCUGCACUGUGGCUUGCCAAUCAAAGAUGAGCCCGAUGAUGAUAUCAGCAUCGCCCCUCCCAGCCCCGCCCGUUCGUCCUCAGGUUAUAAGGAGGAGGGGGAGUACCAGAGGGGGGAGUACCCGGGCGAGGAGGACCUCCGGGAGGAGAGGCAGUGCUGGGAUCUGCAGGAGGGCGUGGUGCAGGUGCAGAAGGUGGAGGGGUUGCCAGGUAACAGGACGGUUUUCAGGCAGGGGAAGCAGGUGGUGUUCAGGGAUGAGGACGGAUCUGGAGAGGACGAAGACAUCAUGGUGGACUCAGAUGACGACUCGUGGGACCUGGUCACAUGUUUUUGUAUGAAGCCGUUCGCCGGCAGAGCCAUGAUCGAGUGCAACACCUGCCACACCUGGAUUCACCUGUCGUGCGCAAAGAUCCGAAAGAGCCACGUCCCCGAGACAUACGUGUGCCAAGGGUGCCGGGCGCGAGGGCUUGGGAGAGCAUCGGGGGCGGAGCCGACGGGCACCGUGGGGGCGGGGCAGGACGCUCGCAGGUCCAACCGCUCCAGAGUUGGAUCCAAAAAACACAUGCUGGACUGAAGAGGGUACCGUGGAGACACGUGGGGUCAAAGGCCAACCCUGGACUGCAGGAUGGACUCGGUGCUUCCCCCUUCUGCUCCAGUUCAGGUCUCUCCCUCCUCGAGUGGGAAAGUCGGGCCACAUCAGGAAAUGUGAACAAAAUGAGCAGAUAUUUGAACUGUUCUUGAAAAUAGUGCAAAGGCCCAGAGAUCUGAUCGAUAAUGUCUCCACAAACAAACAUGUGAAGGAAACAAAACUCUAGGUCUGUUUCUGAGAAAGAGCAUUAGAACAUGGAGCUCUUGGGGGUCAGGGCUCAGUUUGAGUGACACAGGAGAUUUAACUGUUAUAAAGGGAAAGUUCAGGUUAAAAGACAAUUUAAAUAUUUAUUUUACAUGACAAGCUUUAUCAAACUAAACAAAAGGAAGUCAUUAUUAGCUGUCAAAAUAUCAAAAUUCGGAUACUAAUGAUACUGAAACUAGUAUCAAAACUAGAUCCUCAUGUUUGAACAGGCAUUGAUAUUAAAAAUGUCCCAUUGACAGAAAUGAACCUUUCCUGAAUCCGUUAUAAUGAUGUUGAGCUACAUCUUUCAAAAAUAUAAGACACAUAGACUAGAAUACACCCAUGGACCACUAUGGACCGUACCAGGACCGUACCAGGACCGUACCAGGACCGUACCAGGACCGUACCAGGACCAUGGACCACUAUAUAAGACACAUGGGAAUAGAACACAAAGUACAACAUUUAAUGUGGAACAGCAUAUUGUCAAAAGAAAAAGGGUUUUAUCAUCGUGGGAUUGGUAUCAAGUAUCAAGUCUGUUCUUUAGUAUCAAAUAGUUUGAGAGUUUAGUUUAGUGACUCUUGUAAUGAUCAGUUUUACUAAUUUAAGCACCACAUGGACCACCUCACUUCACAUGUGUUUUAUCCAAUUAUAGAAAGUAAUCAAUACUUUAAUCUAAACGAGUGAAUAUUUAUUAAGAACAUUUUUCAGAACGUGUCAAAAUUGUGACCAAAUGUUCAGAUUUAAAUAGAAUCUUAGGGUUGAAAUGUUUCACUCAUAAAUGUUAUAAAAGUUUAAAUUCUGUUUUAGAAUCAUUUCAGCUCAGAUGCAGCAUCACAUGUAGAAAUACUCAAAAAUCCACUUGCAUAACCCUGUGUACCUGUUUGUCUCCAAGGAGAUGUUUCUGCUUUGCCUGGAAUGUUUCUCUGGCUUUACAUGUAUUGAGCAUUUACUUCACUGCAGCGUUUUCACUCACAGGCAUUUACUAUGAGUGGGCUCUCCACAGAUCUGACCUGUAGCUUGGUAAUGCUAUUUUUAGAAACAUUCUUGGCAUUAACGUCUCUCUGGAAACAAGCAAAAGUUACAUAGUGCAUCUUUUAAACUAGAUUCAUUUUGAGCUAAUUUAAGAUUAGACAAACAAAAAUACUAGUAACUUUUUAAUAAGUAUUUUUAAAAGUCAUGUAUUUCCUUGUCUGGUCCAGUUUCCCAUUCUAAGCCCUGCCCUCUAAGCCCUCCUCAAAGCCACUUUCCUAUUAUGGACCUAUGGACUUCUGUUUGAAGCCGUUUUCAAUCCCACUGACUCUGAGCGUACGGCAAUCACUCGUGUACGUCAAAGUUUGUCGAUAAAGAUUAGCAUAACAACAAGCCGCUACCGUUUCUGGGGAGGGAGUUCUCAUCAACGAACACUGGAACUGCCAUAGAGAAAUCUCUCCCCUUUGUAACUGCCACCCCGACCCUGGUGCAUGCUGGGAUUAGUAGGAAAAGACAGUUUGCACUUUGUUUCUCUCAUAAAGCUCCCAUAUUAUGAUAUAUUUAGGCUUUUCUAAUGAAACAAAGUUGUUUCAGAACUUCAAACGUGUAUUUAUGGAUAAUGUGAACUGUAUUGGAAGAAAACACUUCAGACCCAUUUCUUUGUGGGAUUUUCCUGGUCUGAACUUGGUCUGGAAUUGGGACUUGAGUCGUAGUUUAGUCCUGGUUCCACAGUUCUGCCACAGAGGGAUUUCCUGCAAGUUCAAACAUUUGAAAAAGCUACUUUAUCGUGAUAUGGGAGCUUUAUGUAUAUUUUCUGUUUUAAUUUAUCGAUUGCUCUGAAAAGUCAAUGUUACGUAAAAAAAAGUUGGUUCGAAUUUGACUAAAGUGUAUUUUGCUCGAUGGUGCUCAAAGUUUAUAGAUUAAUUGAAACAUAAUAGAACAAAGUUUGUGAAUGCUUUUAUUUCAGAUGAUCACGAGGCUCUGAGCCGAUGCCGAAUCUCCAGCUGUCUUCCAUACAAACACUGUCACUGCCAGCGGUGCUCUUCUGGUGGAGCCUGGGGGGAAUGUGUGGAAAAACUGAUAUUACGGUUGUAUAGCCCAUAGGCUUAAGUGUGAUGUCACUUCCUGUCCAUCCUCUGACUUCCUGUUUGUUUAGUGACGACACAUCUAAUGCUAAACAGACUGCAGUCGUUUAAACGUGCUCAUGAACAUGGAUCUAUGGAACUUUGACAAACUGUACGAGGGAGGUGUGCUAAGAAGCUAGGCUAGGCUAAGCUAGCAUUGGCCGUGAUGGCAGUUGGUGAGAUGUACACACUGGUAAACCUGUGUUUUGAUUGUCAAAUAUGUGAAUACAGUACUGCAGUUACACAGUUUGAACUGAAACACUUUUGAAAUGAAACACUGGUUUGAUGAAGGAACAAAAACAAACAAAUCAGCUGUGACUCAGAAGUGACAUCACACAACAAAACAUUAUGUAAAGUGCAUAUGACAGGUUUUCAUGUUUGUCUUAUUUUGACCUUGUUUAGUGGAUCGUCCCUGUGAUAAAUAUCAGAGUUUUACAUCAGUUCAGUUGCAGUUUAUGACAAAAAGUCCAAAAAUACAGGAAGUGGCUCUGAAUUCUAUUCCCUCUGCCUCUGAACACGGAGCAUGCAAACACAGAUAUGAUUUACAAACAAGAACAGAUCUGACACUUUAAAGCUUAAUUUCGCUAAAUAAAGCUGUUAUUUAUUUUUCUCUAAUCAGAACUAUUGUGUAACUCCGUCAUAUUUUGGCUCUUUUUUACAUUAUGGUUGCUAGGUAAUAGUUAUGGAAUUAGCACCUAGUAAAAUUAUAAACUCCUUUCAAAAUUGGCACAUCAAGGAAAACCAGGCCAGAUUUGUGCUGUUCACGUCUUUUGACCUGCCAUAGGCACUUUAAAACUUAUGUUUGAGAGAUACCCAAAUGUGGGUCAUUUUACAGGUCUGUGUGAAUGCUCCUGCCCCAUUUUUCAAUAUGACACUUGCCAUAGGUAGAACUGGAUUAUGCAUUAUCUUUAAAGUCAUAUUUUUCACAACACUUUCUGGGCCCUGAACCGCCAGUUGAGAACCACUAGCAUAGCUCAUAUGCUCAUUUGAAUUCUUGUCUACAAGUCAAAACAAAAGCUAACCACCUCCCAUGUUUAAGCUGUAACAUUGUCAUAUCAGUAUUGACUUCCUGGUGCAAAGGAUUAUGGGAGUUAUAUUUCUUGUCACUUUUGUGUAAACCCAGAUGAAGCUUUUCUUCCUGUGCCAUUGCUGUUCGGCUGCUGUUUGUGUAGGUUUCUGACUGUUUUAAAAGCCAUACUCCAGACUCAGAGUGGACUCUGGGACAGACCGAGCAGCUUUCAGAUGUUUAGAAAGAAUAAACUCAUGAUUUUACAGAAUAAGAAGAUAAAGCUAAGGCUACGGAGUUCUCAGGAUUUGAACUUGUCCCAAGAACAAAAGGCUUUGGGAAUUCUCAUUCUAAAACUUCAGUGUAAUAAUAUGUCUGAGGAGGUCUUUGCCCUUGGUCUAACCCUAAUCCCAUUUCUGGUCUUGGUCCCGGUCUCAGUUUCGGUCCUGGUUUUGGUGCUGGUCUUGGUCCCGGUCCCGGUCUUGGAGAGUGUCUA
Messenger RNA from Periophthalmus magnuspinnatus, 5142 nucleotides. It is a transcript of the gene phf13, whose product is annotated as PHD finger protein 13. NCBI's taxonomy places the organism in Eukaryota, Metazoa, Chordata, Actinopteri, Gobiiformes, Gobiidae. The transcript has 5 exons. Bases 291 to 1289 code for a protein of 332 amino acids. Gene Ontology annotation, biological process: mitotic chromosome condensation. The record is from RefSeq and is a predicted model, not a curated record. Gene Ontology annotation, molecular function: chromatin binding.